This is a messenger RNA of Folsomia candida, 4911 nucleotides long. RefSeq lists its product as uncharacterized. Bases 4115 to 4636 code for a protein of 173 amino acids. Lineage: Eukaryota; Metazoa; Arthropoda; Collembola; Entomobryomorpha; Isotomidae. The transcript is spliced from 4 exons. The record is from RefSeq and is a predicted model, not a curated record.
UAUUCAAGCACAUUUUCCUCUCUUGGUCGAUCCCUAAACGUAAGCUGAUCAGUAACAUCCCCAACUAACUGAUAAUCCAACCAACCAAGCGGAAAACGAAAUACAUAUGUACGCAUAAUAUACAUUUGCACUGCAUUGUUGCACUGUUGAUACUCGUAUAGAAAUCUCUGUAGUGGGCAGACUUACCAAAGGAAAACAACGUGUGCAUGCAUUUAUGAAUUGAGAUUUGCUUGAGAUUUGAUUGAGACUGGGGGCAUAUGUACUUUUGUAUGUAUGAACAGUCUUGUAAACUUGAAUAUUAUUGGGAAGACCAGAUUGACAAGUUAUGGUAGAAACUGCAUCAAAAUCCCCAAGUCGAAUCCUAACCAUUUUAGUCAGACUUUGAAAUCAAUGAAAUAAACCAUAUGUAAGUCAUACACAUAUAUUUUACACACAAAUAUUAUCUGUACGCUCAUGGUGCCUUUUUAUGAAAAUUUACUGGGGCCGAUCUCUAAAAGCUGUGACAAGUAGCCAGUGCCGUUUUAUUUACUUGUUUUAAUUUUUAAUUCAUACAAGAUCCACGAAAGUGAAUUUAAAGAAAAGCAAUGAACUCCACUUUAGUUUGCUCAAAAAGUAAAGUACAACUUUAAAAAAACUUUGCCUGUAAGCUCGCAAAAAUGACGGUCGCAAAAUGCAUGAAGAUAAAGAGAGCUGUGAAGAUUGACUUUGGUCAUUCAUUCAGGUUUCACUGCAGAGAGGCUGCUCACUCAAUAUUAAAUCUUCGAGCUGACUAAUGUAUAGCAUAACUGCAAAAGAUCAAAAGUGGGUCAAAAAUCUAAGCGAUAUUUGAAAUAUAUAAAUUUUUAAUAUAAAAUCUGCAUAAUUAUUUCUCGUAUUUUUUAAACAACACAUUAUGGCACACGCGUAUUAUUUUACUUCGUCUUCAUUCCCACAUCAUGUAAAUAGGUAGUGCAUACGUACAUAGAUAUACAAAACUUGCAGUAGAUAGUUUGUUCAUUAAAUUAAAUUAAACUGAACCCAAAAAACGUGUCUUAUGUAUAUUAUUGAAACAGAUAAAUUUGCACUCUGUUUCAUGUUUUUGCGAAAUAUUACGAUUUGGCACUAUUUAAAAUGACAUAAGAAAUGCAUCAUGCGCCCUGCAAUACGAAUGUAUAACGCAUACCUGCAGAUGAUUACGUAUGUAGCAAGUAAUAGCAUUUUCUGCUGCAGACCAUUAUCAAGGAAUUAUAAGGCGAAAUCAGAUCAUCAGCUCUGAUAAGUCAAGGGCGCACUCGAAUCACUUUUGCUUCAUUUUUGGAAUAUCUAUACAUACGUACAUGGAUAGUAGCAGUGCUCACUCUUGUUGUGUGCAUGGCAUGCUAGCUAUUUGUAUCGUAUCAAUGCGUGAGUCCAACUUUAUUAAAUAAUUUGCAGGUUGAUCUUUAUGAUUUUACGAAUUUGUGCGUGAUCAUGGUCAGUGAUGCUGGCAGGUUACGCACGAUGAAUGAAGGGAAAAUGGGACGAGCGAGAUGGGUGAUGACGAGUGGGAUUGAUUUUAUUGUUGAUGCAGGACACAGAGGAAAAGGGUCAAGGCUAUGUCAGACUCGUUCGUAGGCAGACAGGUAUUUAUACCAAGAAGAAGAAGAAGCACAAGGAGGCAGAGUUUCCUAAUUUCCAUCGUGGACAUUCCUGUGCUCCUACGUCCUACAUAUGUUCCUAUGUACGAAGAAGUACCGUUCAUUUACAGCAAUAAACUACUUAUGUAUGAAUCAGGAUGACAUUCUAGAGCAGUUGCAGUAUACUUUUUCCUUCAUAUUAUUAGAAUCCUUAUCAUGAUUUGCUGCAUUUUAAUUAUUUACAGCGCAAUACGCCUCGUUGUUGGUUUAUUAUUAUUACAGCCACUAACUAUAAGUUUUUGUCGUAAAAGUUGACUAUUUCAAGUUGACAGCGUUGGCGUGAUUCAGUUGCAUUAAGUUAAUUACUGUAUAAAUUCUGGUUUGAUUUGUUCCACUCAUGUAGCAUUAUCUGUGGACUGUAGAAACUCUUUGGUAAUAGCAUCAAAAUUCUGAGUACUUUAAUUAAAUCUCCAAAAUUUACAAAUAUACAUGCAUAUUUAAUUAUGUGUAGAUUUAUUAAAAUAUUUCUCUAGAAUUGUUUCAUUUUACUUUAGGAUUAAUUAAGUAAAGUCUCCCCGUCUAAAUUUGUAAUGUUUUGAAUUAUAUUAUAUUAUAUGUGAUGUCAUCACUCCAACCGAAUGCAUAAAUAUGUGCAAGCAAGUGGUGUCAUAUGAAGUGGUGUGGCAAAGUAGUUAUUAUUAUAUUUAGUUUUGCAGCAAUGGAGCCCACAUAAAUUGAAUGGUCUGCGUGCAUUCUGUGGCUGCGAGGGAGGAUGAAUUAGGGAAAGUUUGUUUGUAAAGUCCAGCUCUGGAAGAGGCCCUUUCAUUGAAUAUUCAUGAGAUGAAGAUCAAAAUGACAUGACUUGGCAAUCCUUCAGGCUUAAUGUAGUAAUGUAAUGGUUUUGGUACUUUUGAGAUUUAUUGGUUGAGGGUGAAACGCACUUGUGCCGAGCAAGUGGAAGAAUGUCUCCAAAUAUAAAUACACAAAAUUUCCUCAUUGCUGCUCCUCAUGGAUGGAUGAAGGAACAGCGAAGAAAACUAAUUACAUUUGUUUCAUUACAUAAACUGCAUAACCGGUAUUUAUUGUUUCUUCAAAGUCGGCAGUUCCAAAAUCUAGAGCAAUAAACAUGAUAACUUUGGCAUACUGGUAUUCUACGCAAAAUUGUCAUUCCUUCUGUUCCCAAACUAAUUGUCAAAAUGCAAAAUUUAUGCAGAUGCUGACUUACUAAACAGUCAUUUAAUUUUGCAUCGAGCAUGUGAGUCUUUGUGUUUAAAAAUAAAAACAAUUAUGUUUUUGAAGAAUCCGAAACUCUGAAAUGUAGCGUGAGGUUACAACACGUUUUUACAGGUUAUACAUGCAUACUUAAAUAAGUUGGAAGUCAGCUAGCCCAAAGAAUGCAUAUUCAUGUCAUAUCCUGCGCAAUAUCAAAAUUUUAGUGUUGCGGUGUAAUAUAAAAUAAUGAAUAUGUCGGCAACCGAUAAUACAUAAAUAAAUUAUCCAUUAAUGGUUUUAGCACCCAUAAUUGCUUAUAAAAGAACUCUAAUCUACGUCAAUUCCUCCUCUAAAAUUUGAGCAUAUAACAAAAUAUAAUUCAAAUAUAAAAUAAGAUCACUGUAGUUAUCUAAAACCUAGUUUUGUAUUUAAAUAGCUUAACUAUUAAUUGCAAAGAAAAAGCAGAGAAUGUAAAGAAGAUGACCAAAUCGUAACAGAACAUGUAAAUUGUUGGCUGUAUAAGGAUUAUACAACUUUUACUCGUCCAUAACUUUUUCCCUCAGGUUAAGUGCCAAGUUCAAGGUGACCAUGGACAAAUUUUUCAAAGGUGCAUUUUUUCAUUCUUUACGGCAAUUAAAUUUUGCAAUUAAAUCGGGAGGUGGUUACAUAUGUACGUUUAUACAUAGACCAAGAAUUUUUGUGUUGGUGUUAUUACUUAUGUAUAACGAACAAAAGGGGUGCAAAAACUAUAGAAUUUUAAUUGAUACUAAAACAUUCUUUGAUUAAUUCCACUUUGGAAUUCACAUCUAACAUCGGCUGGAUUUGCAUUAAACACUUCAAUAAUACGCAAAUCGUAUCUCCAGGAAUUUUUAUGGCUAGCGUGUGGUACAAGAAUAAGGCUAAAAAUUGUCGUGUUUAUUAAUGCUGGCAUUAUCAGAGGUAUUUUAGGUACAAAUAAAUUAGUACUAAAUAAUCGUAUCGACUGCAAAAAGAAAAUGAUUGUUUUACGGCGAAAAUGUACAAAUAGCAGCAGUCACAUUAAAAUUUUCUAACAAAAGACCAUUAUAGAAUCUUGCAUGUAUUUAGUUGUAUCGUUUCUAAAAAUUGGCAUUCAAGGUAAUGAGCUUCGCACAGCAAAAUUGUGCAAACGAUAUUUCUAUUUUUGCAAACUCAAGGAAAUCUUAGGUUCCUCAUCUUGAGGGCAAUCUGUGACAAGUCAAGUCUUGUUAUCACCUUAUAUCUCGCUUAUCUUUGGACACUUUUUCCAAAGGAACAGAAAGGCUUAAGCUGCAGCUUUGUUACUAAAUAUGUCUGUUGCUUCCUUGUGGAUUAGUAGCUUCCUUCUGGUGACAAUGCUCAUGACGGUGGCACAAGGAAGGAAUCAUCCUGAUUGUGACCACACUCAGGUCAUCAGGAACUUUCAGAGAAUGUGCAAGUCCUAUGCAAUGUGGAAGCGAAGUACACCAAAUCAGUUUAUGCAAGGCGAUUUUGGCAACGACAUAGGUCAAUGGUCUACGAACAAUGGUGGAGGAUAUUCUCCUUAUGGCCGACGAACAGCAGUCCAACCCCCUUGGUGGUGGUAUCCACAGUCUUCAGGUCAACAGGAUGGGGGCGUGGAUUCCCAAACGUAUGGCAAAUCGGAGAACCUGGACCCUAUCUACUACGAGGGCGAGGAAGUACUCGCAACUUUGGAACGAUGGCGCAGAAACCGAGAGGUGGAAGAACACCUGGAAAAUUUCGUUCGAUACCAGUGCUGCACAAAUGGCUGUCCCUUCCCAGGAUCAUACCUGGAAGUCGAGAAACGGACCAAUAUUUGCAGUCUUCGAUAACAUAACGGAUGAAAGUGAAAAUUUUUGAUGUACUGAAUUCUAGUAAUAAACACAUUCAAAAUCCGAAAUAUAUUCAAAUACAUAUUCAAAAUUGAGAAAAUUUAUAUUGUUCUCCAAAUAAAAUGUAAUCGGGAAAUAACUUAUUUGUAUUACUGUACUUAUGACCAUUGGUCAGAAUAUUCCCCUAUUUCACCUCUCAAUAAAUGAUGAAUGAAGAUUGAAAAUCUCUAAUUGAUUGAGAUAGGCGUCUAAGAUCAUCAUUCGGUCCCGUACAA